AUGGAUCUGGAUUCUAGUGCAGGUAUUUGGAUAAGAUGCUUAGGAAAUGACUCUUUGCUGCAGCCUCUGUGGGACAGUCUGAGGCUCAACUACAGAGACUAUUUGAGAUCUCCUCUCUUCCCUGUUGUUUUGACCGUGUCCUCCUACUUUGUCCUGUGUCUCCCUUUCCUUCUUUGCGACAUCAUGGGAGAAAGGUGGGCAUGGGUCCAGCAGUUCAAGAUCCAGCCCAGCUGUUGUCCUACAGCCUCCACACUGCUGCACUGUGCAGGUGUCACCUUGUACAACCAUGUGUUCCUUGUGCUCCCGGCAUCAGUGGCCCAAUGGGCAUGGAGGCCACCUGUGGACCUGCCAGACCGAGCUCCGUCCCUGCUGGAGUUUGUUGGUGGGGUGAUAGCCAACCUCCUGCUCUUUGACUUCCAGUACUUCAUCUGGCACCUGCUCCAUCACAGGAUCCGCUGGCUGUACGUCACCUUCCAUGCCAUCCAUCAUAAUUACUCAUCUCCCUUUGCUCUGGCCACCCAGUGCCUCGGUGGCUGGGAGUUGGUCACAGUGGGCUUCUGGACCACUCUGAAUCCUGUGAUCCUGAGAUGCCACCUUCUCACCACGUGGGCCUUCAUGGUGCUGCAUGUCUACGUUUCCAUUGAGGAUCACUGUGGUUAUGAUUUCCCCUGGUCCAUGUCACGCCUGAUACCGUUUGGCAUCUACGGAGGGCCCAGCAAACACGACGUGCACCAUCAGAAACCCAAUACCAACUUUGCACCACACUUCAGCCACUGGGAUAAAAUAUUUGGCACGCAUGCUGAUUUCAGCUUCUCUGCUGCUAUGAAAUAG
Molecule: messenger RNA, 831 nt
Organism: Plectropomus leopardus (leopard coralgrouper)
Lineage: Eukaryota; Metazoa; Chordata; Actinopteri; Perciformes; Serranidae
Gene: ch25hl1.2
Product: cholesterol 25-hydroxylase like 1, tandem duplicate 2
Biological process (GO): lipid biosynthetic process
Molecular function (GO): iron ion binding; oxidoreductase activity
Source: RefSeq, a predicted model, not a curated record